Oncorhynchus masou masou (cherry salmon) is the source of this 6735-nucleotide messenger RNA. It is a transcript of the gene pik3ca, whose product is annotated as phosphatidylinositol-4,5-bisphosphate 3-kinase, catalytic subunit alpha. Gene Ontology annotation, biological process: cell migration; phosphatidylinositol 3-kinase/protein kinase B signal transduction; phosphatidylinositol-3-phosphate biosynthetic process. Gene Ontology annotation, molecular function: 1-phosphatidylinositol-3-kinase activity; 1-phosphatidylinositol-4-phosphate 3-kinase activity. Lineage: Eukaryota; Metazoa; Chordata; Actinopteri; Salmoniformes; Salmonidae. Bases 525 to 3731 code for a protein of 1068 amino acids. Gene Ontology annotation, cellular component: cytoplasm; phosphatidylinositol 3-kinase complex, class IA; phosphatidylinositol 3-kinase complex, class IB. The transcript is spliced from 21 exons. The record is from RefSeq and is a predicted model, not a curated record.
UUUGAACAAAACAUGAUUGGUAGGCUUCAUGCCUGUGUAUCUUAUUUUUGAUCAUGCAAUUUCAUUGCAACUGAUAGCUAUGGUAAAAUUGUAGACUGUUUAAAAAUAAAACACAAAAUUCAUCAUGGUUGCUAUAGCGAAAUCUGCUGUCAUGUCGUAGGUAGCCUAAAGUCUGGCGCUGCGUGAUCGAAUGUACACAGCUUGCGCUGCGGAACACCCGCUGGAACACCCUUGGAACCCCGCUGACACAUCCGCUGGAACACCCGCUGGAACCCCGAUGGAACCAAGCAUGAGAAGGUGUUGGAAGCUAGCUAGCGCGAGCUGUUAGCCAACGAGGUCAUAUCGUAGACAUGUCUUGAGAAUGGCACUGUGCUGAUAGGUUACCUACCAAUCAGCAGAAAACAACACUGGAGAUCAGAUGAUCUGAAACAUGAAGGGUGAAGGUUUUAACACAAGAUAAGACCAGCUCUUUUAAGGAGAUAAGGAACUAUUUUCUAUUAACUUUGUGUGUGAGGACUACAGAAAUGCCUCCUAGACCUUCUUCUGGUGAAUUAUGGGGCAUCCAUUUGAUGCCCCCCCGGAUCUUUGUGGACUGCCUGUUGCCAAACGGGAUGAUCCUGACCCUCGAGUGCCUCCGUGAGGCUACGCUCAUCACCAUCAAACAUGAAGUGUUCAAGGAGGCCAGGAAGUACCCCCUGCAUCACCUACUACAGGAGGAGACCUCUUACAUAUUUGUCAGUGUUACGCAGGAGGCAGAGCGAGAGGAGUUCUACGAUGAAACUAGGAGACUAUGUGAUCUCAGGCUCUUUCAGCCUUUUCUGAAGGUCAUCGAACCGGUUGGUAACCGAGAGGAGAAAAUUCUGAACAGAGAAAUUGGAUUCGCAAUUGGUAUGCCUGUUUGCGAGUUUGACUUAGUAAAGGACCCUGAGGUGCAGGACUUCAGGAGGAAUAUUCUUAACGUCUGUAAGGAUUCAGUAGAACUCCGAGAUGCCAAUGGACCCCAUAGUCGGGCUUUAUAUGUCUACCCUCCCAAUGUUGAAUCCACACAAGAACUUCCAAAGCACAUCCAUGGCAAACUGGACAAAGGUCAAAUCAUUGUAGUGAUCUGGGUGAUUGUCUCACCCAACAAUGACAAGCAGAAAUACACCUUGAAGAUCAACCAUGAUUGUGUGCCAGAACAGGUGAUAGCUGAGGCCAUCAGGAAGAAGACAAGGAGCAUGCUGUUGUCCCCUGAACAACUCAAGAUGUGUGUGCAGGAGUACCAGGGCAAGUACAUCCUCAAGGUGUGCGGCUGUGACGAGUACCUCCUGGAGAAAUGCCCCCUGAGUCAAUAUAAGUAUGUGAGGAGUUGCAUCAUGCUUGGUAGGAUGCCCAACCUCAUGCUGAUGGCGAAGGAUAGCCUUUAUUCUCAGUUACCCAUGGACAACUUCACCAUGCCCUCGUACGCCCGGCGCAUCUCCACCGCCACCCCGUACAUGAACGGAGAGUCCUCCACCAAGUCUUUGUGGACCAUCAACGGAACCCUGCGGAUACGAGUGCUCUGUGCCACAUACGUGAAUGUGAACAUUCGGGAUAUAGAUAAGAUUUAUGUGCGAACCGGCAUCUACCAUGGAGGGGAGCAGAUGUGUGACAACGUGAACACGCAGCGUGUGCCAUGCUCUAAUCCCAGGUGGAACGAGUGGCUGACCUAUGACAUGUACAUUCCCGACAUCCCCCGGGCGGCCCGCCUCUGUCUCUCCAUCUGCUCUGUGAAAGGCAGGAAAGGGGCGAAGGAGGAGCACUGUCCACUGGCGUGGGGGAACGUCAACCUGUUUGACUACACUCACACCCUGGUCUCUGGUAAAAUGGCUCUGAACCUGUGGCCUGUACCCCACGGCCUGGAGGACCUACUCAACCCCAUCGGAGUCACAGGCUCCAACCCCAACAGGGAAACUCCUUGUCUAGAGCUGGAGUUUGACUACUUCAGCAGUCCUGUCAAGUUCCCAGACAUGACCACCGUGGAGGGACAUGCUAACUGGACCAUAUCCAGGGAGCUAGGUUUCAGCUACUGCCAGUCAGGCCAGAGUAACAGAGUGGCGCGGGACCACGCCUUAACGGACAGUGAUAAUGAGCAGCUGAGACAGGUGUGCAACCGAGACCCAUUGUCUGAGAUCACAGAGCAGGAGAAGGACUUCCUCUGGAGGCACAGGCACUACUGUGUAAAUAUACCUGAGAUCCUGCCCAAGAUCCUGCUGGCUGUGAAGUGGAACUCCAGAGAUGAAGUAGCACAGAUGUAUUGCCUUCUGAAGGAUUGGCCAGCAAUAAAACCAGAGCAAGCCAUGGAGCUGCUGGAUUGUAACUAUCCAGACCCAAUGAUCCGUGACUUUGCUGUUCGGUGCCUUGAGAAGUACUUGACCGAUGAUAAACUCUCUCAGUACCUCAUUCAGUUGGUCCAGGUUCUGAAAUACGAGCAGUACCUUGAUAACCCACUGGUACGAUUUCUACUGAAAAAGGCCUUGACUAACCAAAGGAUAGGACACUUCUUUUUCUGGCACUUAAAGUCUGAGAUGCACAAUAAGACGGUGAGUCAGCGGUUCGGCCUGCUGCUGGAGUCCUACUGCCGGGCGUGUGGCAUGUACCUGAAGCACCUGAGCAGACAAGUGGAGGCCAUGGAGAAACUCAUCAACCUCACCGACAUUCUCAAACAGGAGAAGAAGGACGAGACUCAGAAGGUGCAGAUGAAGUUUCUGGUGGAGCAGAUGAGGAGGCCAGACUACAUGGACGCCCUGCAGAAUUUCACCUCCCCCCUCAACCCUGCACACCAGCUGGGAAACAUACGGCUUGAGGAGUGCAGAAUCAUGUCAUCUGCCAAAAGACCACUGUGGCUCAACUGGGAAAACCCUGACAUCAUGUCCGAGCUCCUCUUCCAGAAUAAUGAGAUCAUAUUCAAAAACGGAGACGACCUGCGACAGGACAUGCUAACACUUCAGAUCAUCAGAAUUAUGGAGAACAUUUGGCAGAACCAGGGUCUAGACCUCAGGAUGUUGCCGUACGGCUGCAUGUCUUUAGGUGAUUGUGUGGGGCUGAUCGAGGUGGUGCGGAGCUCUCACACCAUCAUGCAGAUCCAGUGUAAAGGUGGCUUGAAGGGGGCGUUACAGUUCAACAGCUCAACACUACACCAGUGGCUCAAAGACAAGAACAAGGGAGAGAUGUAUGACCUUGCCGUUGACUUGUUUACGCGAUCCUGUGCUGGGUAUUGCGUGGCGACUUUUAUCCUAGGCAUCGGUGACAGACACAACAGUAACAUAAUGGUGAAGGAUGAUGGGCAGCUUUUUCACAUAGAUUUUGGCCAUUUUCUGGAUCACAAGAAAAAGAAAUUUGGCUACAAGCGAGAGCGAGUUCCAUUUGUCCUAACUCAAGACUUCUUGAUUGUGAUCAGCAAAGGGACCCAGGAGUGCACGAAGACCAGAGAGUUUGAGAGAUUUCAGGAGAUGUGCUAUAAGGCCUACUUGGCCAUUCGUCAGCAUGCCAACCUCUUCAUCAACCUGUUCUCCAUGAUGCUGGGCUCUGGGAUGCCCGAGCUGCAGUCCUUCGAUGACAUCGCCUACAUCCGUAAAACCCUGGCCCUGGACAAGACUGAGCAGGAGGCCCUGGACUACUUCAUGAAGCAAAUGAACGACGCCCACCAUGGCGGCUGGACCACCAAGAUGGACUGGAUUUUCCACACCAUCCGCCAGCACGCGCUUAACUAAGUCCAGGCAGGACAUCCGCCAGCCCUGCCCGGCCAGACACACCAGCCAGCUGUGAGUGGAACAUCCAAACCUCAUGAACUAAUGGGUGAUGCUUGACUAUCCUAUCGAGCACUUAACAAUCCAGAGUGAUUUUCGUUUUUUUUUUUACUGUAUUGGUUUUCCCUGCAGAAACUUACCAACUAACUCGCCUUGUCUAAAACGGUAGUUUUUUUGCCUUUUGUGUGUGCUUUUUUUCUUUGAAUAUAAAUCUUCCCUCGUUCCUUUCCUUUUUGUAAUAGAGAAGAGUUUGCCGUCACCCUUUACAGGGUCACGUGUAUAGAUGUCUUCCUGUAACGUUAAUGCCUUUUGAAUAUGCACGGAACAUCCCAGAAAAAAACCGGUAUGAAUUCAGCCUACUCCACCUGUUGUAAACAUAUUUUUUUUAAAGAUAACCCCCUGAAAGGCAGCACCUUGAAGUGUUACAUUGUGGCCCAAUAGCUCUAUUGGCUGGUCAUUUCUGGCACCACAGUUUUUAAAUCCAUUGUCAUACUCCUUCCUUUGGCAUCAUAUUUAGCAGUAACCGCAGGUUAUAUAUACAGUAUAUUUUUAGAAACCUAUACAUGUAUACCUCUGCAUGUGUAUACACACACACUGUGGGCCCAGCCUGUGAUACUAUGAUAAAGUACAGCAGUACAGAAAGUAAUGAAUGCACUGUCAAGAAAACCUUGCAGUUUAAACAUGAAGCCUUAAUGUAGUUGACGUACAAUGAGCAAGGGCUGGAUUUCUCCCUCUUGUGUCUUGGAGGUCAAUGGUAAAAUACCUCUGUUGCUCAGUGAGACGUCAUCAUAAUGAAUGUUGAGAAGUGCAUUAAGCUAGGCAGACAUAGUCACCUCAUGUACCUGAUGCUUUCAUCAUGCAUGUCAGUAGUGCAGUUGGCUUGUGAACUAUACGAAUGUUACAGUGCAAUGUGUUGGCAUGGGGAUAAUCAGCAGUACAGUAUGUGAACAUAAGACUAUUUGUACACGUUGGAAAGUGGAUGAAGGCUGUCCCAAGGCAGCUAGUCAGUGUUGUUUGUGUGGGCACCCCUCCCUCUCUCUGUGUGGAGUGGACCCCUCUGUUUAUUCUUUAUUAUGAGUAAACCUUUUGAUAAUUGUUGGACCUAGGAAACUCUGAAUAAGAGCUGUGGGAAAGGUUUCUAUUCCAUAAUGGCUUCUCAAAGUCCAAACCCCUUUCAAAUGAAGGACAUUCAUUUUGGGGUAAAACCCUGUAUUCUCAUUCUCCAGCGUAACUCUGUGAUAUAUGCUGUUGAGAAAUAAGGUGGCAUUUUAAAGAAGUGUCUCCUUUAUGGCAGAUUUUCCCCAACCCAAGAAAAAAUACGCACUUUUGUUUUCCCUUUUCAAAUAUUUUUUGUUGAUUCAAUGAAAGCCAAAGUUAAGUCUCUAAUGUUGUGUGAAUCGCUCAAUGGUUAUCUGCAUUACUAUAAAAAGCCUAAGGACUAACGCAUGCAUAUAUUUGCCUCUAUAUGUAUCAGUUAUGUUAUGAGGAAAGGGGCAUGUAGUGAACAAGUGUUGUGACCAGAGGUUAUAGGAUUUUGGUGUUUAGAUUGUAAACUGUCUUUUUAAACCACCAGAAAAAAAUGAGGGACACUUGUGCCUGCUUAGUAUUUCAGAAUUCUAACUCUCAAAUACAACAUGUCACAAUUAAUAUUUCUAAUACCCUAGAGGUAAUAUACUUGACGUGGCUUUAAACUACAUUAUAAAUGCCUAUGUUUGCAAAUGUUGUCUCAAAAGUAGACCUUUCCUCCUAAAGAUAUAGCCUGGGAAUGAGGUUCUCUAAAGUAUACUAUUGUGGUGGUAUUCCAGACUUCAUAUGCAUUCAUGAUAUGGGAGUAGUCUUUUGAAAACGUAUUGUUCCCUUAUGCAGUAAACCAAUCAACUGGUAUAGAGAUCGACAGUUGCUGAUGCAGGUGGAUUUUGCACUUUUUUAACGCCUUUGGUCCUACAGUAGUUUGAGUGCAGGUCUUUUUUAAGCAUAAGCAAUAGUAUCCCUUUCUAUCUGAGAUUUGUCAGAUGCAUUAGACGCUUAUAGUAGUCACCAGCCUUUUGUUAGCUCUUCAAAUGCCAUUAAUUGCAUGGUUGUAUUAACUUUGUGUGUGUGUGCAUUAAUAUGGAUCUGUACAGGUUAUAGAUUUUCUUGGGCUGGACCCAUUUAAAAGCCCAUUCAUAAUGUCAAUGUAAUACAGUGAGUGUGGUAAAUGCUUUGUAAACCUUUUCCACUUGCUGAACAGCACCAGGAAAGAUAUUGUGAUGCUGUACUUGAAACAUCAUUUGUUAGAAAAGAUAACUUUUCAUAUUUCAACUUCAAAAGUUUUACUUGAAAUGUAAUUGUUCUGAACCAUGUUUGUAUGUUGAAAACAGCUGUCAUAGCCAUGUGGUAUAUAGCACUGAGGGUUAGCGCAGGCAAAUCCAUACCGAUUGUGAAUGUUAACAUUUGGUCAUCUUACAAGUCUCUCUACAGUUGGAGAUUCUAAAAUACGUGUUGACUUGGGCCAUACGAUGAUGUAGAAGGAAAUAACCAAUUUAAUGUGUAAAUGAUGUAAACAAUUUGUUAUUUAAGAAAAGGUUCAAGUGUCAUUUUUUUGUUUUACUGAAACAUCUGGAGUGGUUAAAUCUCUUCAUUUAAUACAGGUUUAUAGACGUAUUGAAUUGUAUUUUUCAUAUAUUUUGGCAUUACUAUCAACAAAGCUACUAUGAUUGUAUUAUUACACAGCCAUCCUGCAUGAGUUUGUUAAAAUAAUAUACUUUUAUUUAUUCUGCUAAGCAGCUAUAAAGAAAGUUUGGCACUAGGAACAACUAAUAAUAAUCCAACCUCUAACCCAUGACAUACUGUACCUGCAUUAUCACAUACAGUAUUCUUUGUUUCUGUUUGCGUCUAAGUUAAAUACUUGCAUUGUAUCCAGACUGACUACAAUUAUUUGAGUGUUACGUGACAAUGUACAAAUAAACUUCUCAGUUACAGUAAGUAC